UUGACUGUUGAAAAAUGAAAGCGGCAGUUUUGUUCCCGCUAUUUCUCAAUGAAAUAGGGACAACGUUGCAUUAUUAUUUUUAUUUUUUAAUUAUCUCGCAUCUCGCCAACACUCUCGCAUUAUGACGAGUUCUGUUAGUACAAAUCCAUCAACGUUGUUGCCUCUAGAAUUAGUUGACAAAUGCAUCGGUUCUCGAAUACACAUCAUUAUGAAGAACGAUAAAGAAAUUGUCGGCACCUUGUUGGGUUUCGAUGAUUUCGUGAACAUGUUGCUGGAGGAUGUGACAGAAAGUGAAGCAACCCCGGAAGGACGAAGAGUCACUAAGCUUGAUCAAAUAUUACUCAAUGGAAGCAAUAUCACAAUGCUUGUGCCUGGUGGAGAAAUGCCCGAUACAUAAAAAAGUAAUUAUCUUUGUUAUAUUUUGUACAAUAAAAGUUUCAACGU
This is a messenger RNA of Frieseomelitta varia, 444 nucleotides long. RefSeq names its product U6 snRNA-associated Sm-like protein LSm5. Gene Ontology annotation, cellular component: U4/U6 x U5 tri-snRNP complex; Lsm1-7-Pat1 complex; U6 snRNP. Gene Ontology annotation, molecular function: RNA binding. NCBI's taxonomy places the organism in Eukaryota, Metazoa, Arthropoda, Insecta, Hymenoptera, Apidae. The record is from RefSeq and is a predicted model, not a curated record. The transcript is spliced from 4 exons. The coding region runs from base 122 to 397 and encodes 91 amino acids. Gene Ontology annotation, biological process: mRNA splicing, via spliceosome.